Messenger RNA from Ceratitis capitata (Mediterranean fruit fly), 2103 nucleotides. RefSeq names its product probable isocitrate dehydrogenase [NAD] subunit alpha, mitochondrial (gene Idh3a). Gene Ontology annotation, molecular function: NAD binding; isocitrate dehydrogenase (NAD+) activity; magnesium ion binding. The record is from RefSeq and is a predicted model, not a curated record. The coding region runs from base 158 to 1294 and encodes 378 amino acids. The transcript has 7 exons. Gene Ontology annotation, biological process: tricarboxylic acid cycle; isocitrate metabolic process. Gene Ontology annotation, cellular component: mitochondrion. Lineage: Eukaryota; Metazoa; Arthropoda; Insecta; Diptera; Tephritidae.
AGGGCAGCCAAUAUUAGGUUUUAGGAUUUUUGCCAGUUUUCCGACGAAUUUCUUGGGAAGCGGAGAAAUUGUUAUCUUUCUAAUCGGCUGUGUUGUGCUGUUGGUGAUUUGAUUUCUAAAACCAAUUAAGUGCGAAACUACGUAAAAAAUCAGAGAAAUGGCUGCAAGAUUUAUUCAAAAGAUUUUAAAAAGUUUUGGAGUUAACACUGCACGGUUUGGACAGGAUAGCCUGACUGAUGCUGCGGUCAACGUCAAGGUUAGCACUGCACCAACAUCAACCCGCGGCUUUGCGUCUGGUGUAAAAAAAGUCACUCUAAUUCCCGGUGAUGGUAUUGGUCCAGAAAUCUCAGCUGCUGUGCAGAAAAUCUUCACCACUGCCAAUGUGCCAAUCGAAUGGGAAUCCGUAGAUGUCACUCCCGUUAUGGGUCCCGACGGCAAAUACGGCAUCCCCCAAGCAGCCAUUGAUUCGGUCAACACAAAUAAGAUCGGAUUGAAAGGUCCAUUGAUGACACCAGUCGGCAAAGGUCAUCGUUCAUUGAAUUUGGCGCUGCGUAAAGAGUUUAAUUUGUAUGCCAACGUUCGGCCAUGCCGCAGUUUGGAAGGCUAUAAGACCCUCUACGACGAUGUCGAUGUAGUGACAAUUCGUGAGAACACCGAAGGUGAAUACUCUGGUAUUGAGCACGAAAUUGUUGAUGGUGUUGUACAAAGUAUCAAAUUGAUCACCGAAGAGGCCUCAAAGCGUGUCGCCGAAUAUGCCUUCCAAUAUGCCAAGGCUAACAACAGGAAGAAGGUUACCGUAGUGCACAAAGCCAACAUUAUGCGCAUGUCUGACGGUUUGUUCUUGCGUUGUGCGCGUGAUAUGGCCGAAAAGUACCCAGAAAUUCAGUUUGAAGAGCGUUAUUUGGACACAGUGUGUUUGAAUAUGGUGCAGGAUCCUAAGAAAUAUGAUGUGUUGGUUAUGCCUAAUUUGUAUGGUGACAUCCUUUCUGAUAUGUGCGCCGGUCUCGUUGGUGGUUUGGGUCUCACGCCAUCUGGUAACAUGGGCUUGAACGGUGCUCUAUUCGAAUCUGUUCACGGUACUGCCCCCGAUAUCGCUGGUAAGGAUUUGGCCAACCCAACAGCUUUACUAUUGUCUGCUGUGAUGAUGUUACGACACAUGGAGUUGAAUGAACAUGCUGAUAAGAUCCAGAGUGCUUGUUUCGCUGUGAUCAAGGAAGGCACACAUUUGACUGGUGAUUUGGGUGGCAAAGCCAAAUGCUCGGAAUUCACAAAUGAAAUCUGUGCUAAACUGUGAAGUGGAUGAGCGUAAACUCCAUAGUGUUUAUAUAUCGCUUCAUGUGUAUAAACAAGUUAUUCAUUCGGUCAAAACAAUAAAUUAUAACCAAUGCUCCUUUAAUCAACAAUAACACAAAAAAAGAUCUUAAAUAGGAAGAAAUAUAAAACUAAGUAUGUAAUAGAAAACUGCUUAAAAUGGAAAGUAUUGUUUAUUCGAAUAGCAAAAUUGUAUAAACUUAUGUCAUACUGUGUAAGGAUUAUCAACCAAUACGUACAAUAGUUGCUCAUCUGAAUAUUAAAUUAAAUAUCGCAUUCGCUUGUGCAAAGCGUCUUUCAUCAAGUAUUCGUUUAAAGUUUUUUUUUUUCACUUUGAUGUUAAAAUUUGCCAAACAGGUAUUUAGUAAUUAUAUUAUGUUAAUUAGUCAAUAUUUAUUUAAAGAUAUUUGAUUUAUUUUAAUUUUUAGUUAUCGUCGAGGGUCAUUAAAAUUUCAAGUAUACUCUGAUAUAUGGUUUAGUUGUGUUGUUGUGUUGUAGUAUUUUAUGCAGAACAAAGCUAUAGACAUAAAAGUAUUUGACCUUUCUCGAUAGACAAUUGUAUUUGAUGAUGAGUCGUGUGCUUAGUGCAAAGCAAUAUCCUAAACUUUCAUUUAAAAGCAGUGAGGAUUUCAAAUUAUUAUUUCUCGUCAAAACAAUACUUAGAGAACCAUUGUUGGAAAAUAUGUCAGACUAAACCACCAAGUCAUUAUGAAUAUUUAAAAAUGUUGAAUAUUAAGGUAACUCAAUAAACAGUUAAUAAAAAACAAAACUGAAAAAAAUUGUAAUGGUAAA